Messenger RNA from Dendronephthya gigantea, 1602 nucleotides. Its product is annotated as mechanosensory protein 2-like. The transcript is spliced from 8 exons. The coding region runs from base 362 to 1237 and encodes 291 amino acids. Lineage: Eukaryota; Metazoa; Cnidaria; Anthozoa; Malacalcyonacea; Nephtheidae. The record is from RefSeq and is a predicted model, not a curated record. Gene Ontology annotation, cellular component: plasma membrane.
UGAAAAUAGCAAUAUAGUUUUUCCUUUGCCAAACACAACACUGUCAACAGCAUAAUCAUUUUUUUCUUCUGCUAUUAGACUCUUUAUUACAACAUUCAACUAAUAUAUUUUUUAAUCUAGCGUUGGUGAGCAGUUUAAAUUGUUUUCAAAACAGCGAUACUAUUUGCAUACGCUUUUUAAUCAAGAACAGGUGAAUGAAACAUAAACAACAGCCUUUUUCAAAACAACUAUUUAAAACUGGCUUUUAUUGGUGUUGUUUGAGGAUAAUUUCAGGCGAAAACUGGCAAAUGAGUGUUAAAAUUGUUGUAGACUUAUUUAUAUACUUCGGGUUUUGAGGUUUUGGUUUUAAUAAAAGUUAAAAAUGCAACGACAAGUAAGCGUUGAAGAGAGGAGAGCGAUUAACAAUGAAGAUAAUUCCAAUUCGGAUCCAGAGGAUUUUGGGAUUUGUGCGUUACUUCUGACGGCUGCCUCGCUAAUUCUUGUCGUGAUUACCUUUCCAUUUUCCUUGAUCUUUUCACUUAAAAUAGUUCGUGAAUAUGAAAGGGCUGUUAUAUUUCGAAUGGGUCGUCUUCUUCCUGGUGGUGCCAAAGGACCUGGGUUGUUUUUCGUGGUGCCAUGUAUCGAUAGUUACAAAGCUGUAGACCUCAGGGUUGUGUCUUUCGAUGUCCCACCUCAAGAGAUUCUAACCAAGGACAGUGUGACAGUGGCCGUUGAUGCUGUAGUCUAUUACAAAAUUUAUGAUGCGACAAUGUCUAUUACUAAAGUAGAAAAUGCCAGUCGUGCUACAAGAUUCCUUGCACAGACCACAUUGCGUAAUGUGUUGGGAACGAGAAGUUUGAGCGAAAUUUUAUCGGAGAGAGAAGCCAUUAGUCACAAUAUUCAAACUACUCUUGAGGGUCCAACACGAGGUUGGGGAGUGCAGGUGCAACGUGUAGAAGUUAAAGAUGUGCGUCUGCCUCAAAACUUGCAAAGAGCCAUGGCAGCUGAAGCUGAGGCCACAAGAGAAGCAAGAGCCAAGGUAAUUGCUGCAGAAGGUGAAAUGAACUCAUCUCGCGCUCUUAAAGAAGCAGCAGAAGUGUUGGAAGAUUCUCCACAUGCCUUACAACUACGGUAUCUUCAAACGUUGAACGCCAUUGCAGCAGAAAAGAACUCCACAAUAAUCUUCCCUCUUCCUAUAGAACUUACAACCUCCAUGAUCGCAAAGAAAAGUAAUAGAGGCAGCGUUAGAGUUGUUUAAAAUAAUCUUUCUACGGCGUAGUUUGUGUUUGUAUAUAGUUCCUAAAUCUCAUGUGGUCGUUUAUGUCAUUUGUCGAAAUAUUGUAACUUGUAGCCAUUCAAGUAUAAAGCGAUAUAUGCACAGAGCAACAUAACUGUAUGUACCCAGGGUGCUAUGAGUGACCAGGGUAGACUGUAUGAUAUUACAGUGUUUUUGAAAUCAACCACAUGUUUAUAAAUAUAGUACAGUAGAAAGCAGCACAGACUCAGUGCAAUGCAGUAUAUUAUACAAAAACUUAAGUAUUUCUAGCUAUGUGAUUCGUUGAGAACAGUGCAAAACGUCUUAAUAUCGACAACGUUAAAAGAAAUUUGUUUAAAAUUUAUAUU